GACACCUUGAACGAAAAGGACAGCACAGAUGUCCACCAGCAGUCUGUUGGCGAGAUUAAAAAUCAAAACAGAGGAACGACAUAGGAUUCCUUUGUGCCGCUUGCAUCUCGCGGCUCCUCCGAGCUUUUCCUCCGUCCUCUCUCGCCGCGGGCGUGAAUGAGGCGGACCGGCGUCGGAAAGGGAGGGGUCCUUUGAUCGCGGGGCUGCCGGCCAGAUGGAGCCCUGCUGCGUGGCCACCAUGGGUGAAGUGUCGAAGAAAGCAUCCACUCGGAAUGUGGCGGUGGAGAGGAAGAACCUCAUCACCGUGUGCAGGUUUUCAGUCAAGACCCUCUUAGAGAAAUACACGGCCGAGCCCAUUGAUGACUCAUCGGAGGAGUUCAUCAACUUUGCGGCCAUCCUGGAGCACAUUCUCAGCCACUGUUUCAAAGGCUCUGGUCGCUGGUUCGAUGGCCAGAGGAGUUUCUGGGAUUUCAUUCGACUGGCUUGCGCCAAACUGCCAAACAGCUGCAUUAGCAGCAUCGAGAGCAUGGAGAACAUCAGCCCCUCACGAGCAAAAGGCCGAGCCUGGAUAAGAGUGGCACUGAUGGAGAAGAGGCUGUCAGAAUAUAUAGCUACUGCCCUGAGGGACUCUCGAACGACAAGACGCUUCUAUGCAGAGGGAGCCAUCAUGCUAAGAGAAGAAGCCUCCGUCCUAACCGGGAUGCUCAUAGGCCUGGGAGCCAUAGAUUUUAGUUUCUGUCUGAAAGGGGAAGCCUUGGAUGGGAAAUGCUCCGCAGUUGUGGACUACACGCCGUAUUUGAAAUUCACACAAAGCUACGACUACGUGAGUGACGACGACGACGAGCGGCAGAGCGUCGACAGCAGCACGAGUGACGACAGCAUCCCCGAGCAUCCUUACGUGCCUCUGGUCACAGACGAGGAGAGCUGGAGCACAAAGUGUCGCAAGAUGGAGCAAAGGUUCAAGAUCGUUCACGCGCAGAAGGGUUACUUGGAGGAGCUGGUGCGGCUGCGCGAGUCCCAGCUGAAGAACACCGAGGUGGAGAACAAGAGGCUGAAAGCCCGCCUGGAUGAGCUGCACGGUCAGAGUCACCAGGAGAAGAAAGAGCUGGAGACUGUCGUCCUCGAGCUUCAGGAGCAACUAACAAGUUUGAUUCCGUGUGACAGCAGCCACUUGGCCAAGAACCUGACCAUCCCGCUCGUGAACCAAUGGCCUCUGCUCGAGCCGUACGACAGCCAGGACCACGUCAAGCUCUUCCGCAGAAGGAGUUUCCCCAGCACAGAGCUUCUGUCAGUGGAGAUUAGCUUGGAUUCAGACCCUCUAAGGCCGGAGGGGAAGCAGAACGGAGGAGCCUGGUGCACAGAAAAGGACUACACCCCUUCCCUCAUGGGACUUUGCGGCUCCUUGGGCUCCCUUCCAAGCUGCAAGUCUCUAUCAAGCCUCAAGUCCAGUGAGUGCCUGGUCCACAUCAGCACAGAGAACAGUCCUGCCCUCUCUCCCAGCUAGGGGCCGCCAAAACCAACGCUCCCGUCCGCUUUCCAGACACUGAAAGACAAUUCGGCGUGAAACACGACGUCAAAAUAACGCCUCUUGAACUCUCACCGCUUUCCAUCCCUCUUUUGACUUAUGCUAUUUUUAUGAACGAGUAGCAAGACUUUCCAAGAAAAAAAAUAAAUAGCUGGAGUACUGCCCUUCUUCACUCAUAUCGUACGUACACAUCGACUGACAACUGUCAACCAGGCGUUGUUGUCGUCUGCAUACAUAUUUGAAGAUAACUGCUAAAAACGUGCAAAGACUGAGAGCUAUGUCGUCCACAAUUCUGAAGAUAAAG
Messenger RNA from Hippocampus comes (tiger tail seahorse), 1829 nucleotides. RefSeq names its product RUN domain containing 3Ab (gene rundc3ab). The transcript has 11 exons. NCBI's taxonomy places the organism in Eukaryota, Metazoa, Chordata, Actinopteri, Syngnathiformes, Syngnathidae. The record is from RefSeq and is a predicted model, not a curated record. Bases 215 to 1504 code for a protein of 429 amino acids.